AUCUAUCUAUCCAUCCACGAACAACCAUGUAAGCACGAGCCAUAGAAUGUGACCCACACAACCCUGAAAGCUAUAACGGCCUCAAAUUAACUACCAUCUCAAAAGCCACGCCCAAAAAGUGAAAUCUUGAAAUUUUAUAAUAAAAAUAAAAGAAAAGGAAGAGAAAAUUCGCAAGCAACAGAGAGAUAGAGAUGCUAAGCAGAACAGCUGUAGUCUCUUCCUCUGUGUCAGUACCUGCUGUUGUUUCUCGUACAAUCCCCAAAUUCUUGGGCCUUAAGAGGUUCUCUCUCUAUUCUUUUGCUGUACCAAACACCAAAUGGAACCUUCAUUUUAAGUUAAACAAUAGUAGAAAGAGUUCAAGGAUGGAGACCAGAGCAUCCACUCAGCCUUUGAAGAACGCUGAUGAGCUUAUUGACUAUGUAGAGACCUUUAUCUUUGAUUGUGAUGGAGUUAUAUGGAAAGGAGAUAAAUUGAUUGAUGGGGUCCCUGAAACUCUUGAUAUGCUUCGUUCAAGGGGCAAGAGAUUAGUUUUUGUUACCAACAAUUCAACAAAGUCCAGGAAACAAUACGGCAAGAAGUUUGAGACACUUGGCCUAAACAUCAGUGAGGAGGAAAUUUUUGCAUCAUCUUUUGCAGCUGCUGCAUACUUGAAGUCCAUUGAUUUCCCAAAAGAGAAAAAGGUUUAUGUGAUAGGUGAGGAUGGCAUCUUGAAGGAGCUUGAGCUUGCAGGAUUUCAGUAUCUUGGUGGACCAGAGGAUGGUGGGAAAAAGAUAGAAUUGAAGCCUGGGUUUCUAAUGGAACAUGAUAAGGAUGUCGGGGCAGUUGUCGUUGGAUUUGAUCGUUAUUUCAACUACUACAAAGUCCAGUAUGGAACACUAUGUGUGAGGGAAAAUCCCGGGUGUCUCUUCAUUGCUACAAAUCGUGAUGCUGUCACUCACCUAACAGAUGCUCAGGAAUGGGCAGGUGGCGGUUCCAUGGUUGGUGCUAUUGCCGGGUCAACUCAGCGUGAACCACUGGUUGUUGGAAAGCCCUCAACUUUUAUGAUGGAUUACUUAGCAAAUAAGUUUGGGAUUCUCAAGUCACAGAUAUGCAUGGUUGGGGACAGAUUAGAUACUGAUAUUCUGUUUGGACAAAAUGGUGGUUGCAAAACUCUUCUUGUUCUCUCAGGUGUGACUUCAUUGUCAAUGCUUCAGAGCCCUAAUAACUCCAUCCAACCAGACUUCUACACGAACAAAAUUUCUGAUUUUCUUUCUCUCAAAGCUGCAACUGUAUGAGCAUAGCAUGUACGAACGUUGUAUGCUCUGUCAUUUUGUCAAGUAUGGUUGCAGAUAUACAUCUGUGUUAUCUCCAAAACUUGGAAAAAGAAGAUGCACAUUUUGUGGAAGUCAGCAAGAUAUAAUUUUCCAGCUCAUAUUUACAUAGUUGUUCAAUUUGAACUUGAAGUUUAAUUUUGAGCAAGUUUUAUGCCUAA
This is a messenger RNA of Ricinus communis (castor bean), 1471 nucleotides long. Its product is annotated as phosphoglycolate phosphatase 1A, chloroplastic. Gene Ontology annotation, molecular function: phosphatase activity. The transcript is spliced from 11 exons. NCBI's taxonomy places the organism in Eukaryota, Viridiplantae, Streptophyta, Magnoliopsida, Malpighiales, Euphorbiaceae. Bases 192 to 1274 code for a protein of 360 amino acids. The record is from RefSeq and is a predicted model, not a curated record.